Messenger RNA from Desarmillaria tabescens, 311 nucleotides. RefSeq lists its product as uncharacterized. The transcript has 2 exons. The coding region runs from base 62 to 304 and encodes 80 amino acids. NCBI's taxonomy places the organism in Eukaryota, Fungi, Basidiomycota, Agaricomycetes, Agaricales, Physalacriaceae. The record is from RefSeq and is a predicted model, not a curated record.
UCAGAUUCUCCCCUCUUCCUCCUCCUCCUGAUGAACGUUUGUCCCCAUUCCGUCCAACGGGAUGUCUUUCUUAUACCUUGCCUUUUUCUGCGCGUUAGCUCACCUGUAUCCGACCUGUUUCCGAGCCUUGUGCUAUACAAACUGUUCGUCUACUUACCUCGAAACUUCCAAGUCAUAUACAACCGUUAAUGCUGUACUACCAUUAGCGUUCUGCAGUAUUAUAUCUCAUCAAAGUCUCCUUGAAGAACCGAACCUCUGCUCGAUCUCUUCUUAUCUCCUCCAUCUGCCACAAACAGCACUUUGACCUUGCA